Molecule: messenger RNA, 1805 nt
Organism: Amborella trichopoda
Lineage: Eukaryota; Viridiplantae; Streptophyta; Magnoliopsida; Amborellales; Amborellaceae
Product: alpha/beta-Hydrolases superfamily protein
Biological process (GO): chlorophyll metabolic process
Cellular component (GO): chloroplast
Molecular function (GO): chlorophyllase activity
Source: RefSeq, a predicted model, not a curated record
AUAUUCAUAUACGUAUAAGCUUUUUCCAUACUUAAUACUGUCUCUGGCUGGAUACGUUAGAGAUUGAGAUAUGGGUUGUGUGUGCUAUCUUGUGGUGCCAUGUUGCGACCUUCCUCUCACUACUUGCCCCUUCUUUUCUAAGCCUUCACCCCCAUCUCCUCUUCUGCAACUCCCAACCAAAUUCUCCAUUUCUUUUUCUACCUCUUCUCCUUUUGUUGCUUCAGCAGCUUCUGGUUCUUCUUCCUCAUUAGAUGACAAACCAAAGCUCCGCAAACCGCCUUCUCCUCCCCAUUCUAUUACAUUGAGAAGCAUAUAUGAGAGCUGUUGCACCUGGCAAUGGAGGGGAUGUUACACCAUCAAUUUCUCAAAGAUUGGCAAUGGGAAUGGAGCUCCUCUCCUUCUUGUUCACGGUUUUGGGGCCUCUGUUGGCCACUGGCGCAGGAAUAUGGGAGUUUUGGCUGAGAGUUAUACAGUUUUUGCUAUUGAUUUGUUGGGAUUUGGAGCGUCAGAAAAGCCGGCGGGCUUUGCUUACACAAUGGAAGCAUGGGCUGAGUUGAUUCUGGAUUUCAUGGAUGAAGUCAUUGGGAUGCCAACCGUGCUCAUUGGAAACUCUGUAGGCAGCCUGGCCUGUGUCAUUGCUGCUUCAGAAUCAAGGAAGGGUUUGGUUCGGGCACUCGUGUUACUUAACUGUGCAGGAGGCAUGAACAACAAGGCAAUUGUUGAUGAUUGGAGGAUCAAGAUUUUGCUUCCGUUACUUUGGCUAUUCGAUUUCUUGCUCAAGCAGCGGGGUAUUGCAUCCGCAUUGUUUGAGCGUGUCAAAGAAAGAGAGAAUCUGAGGAACAUCCUGUUAUCAGUAUAUGGGAACAAAGAAUCUGUUGAUGAUGAAUUGGUGGAGAUAAUCAAAGGACCAGCGGACGAUGAUGGAGCUCUUGAUGCUUUUGUGUCCAUUGUGACUGGCCCACCAGGGCCAAACCCCAUUUCCUUGAUGCCAAGAAUUUCAGUGCCUGUCCUGGUUUUAUGGGGUGAUCAAGACCCAUUCACCCCUCUUGAUGGACCUGUGGGCAAGUAUUUCUCUGUUCUCCCUUCACGGUUGUCAAAUGUUAGCGUAUGUGUCGUCGAAGGAGUUGGCCACUGUCCACAUGAUGACAGACCUGAUUUGGUCCAUGAGAAGCUGCUUCCUUGGUUGGCCUGUCUUCAGGUUCCAUGACUAAAUUCCGUGCACUGGGUAGAUGGAUUCUUCAAUGGUCCAAUAAUCUUCAUAGCUAUGAUCCUCUUCCAAGUCAGAGAAUAGAUUUCCUUAAAAGAUUCUCAAAUCUUUAUGCCUUGAAACCGAGGGAAUUUAAGAGGGCAUUGCUGGCAUGCUCUUCUGGUGAUUACAAAAUCAUUUCCUGGGUAACUUCAACGACUGUUAAUGUGGUGGAUUAAGUGAGAGUCAUGGAAUGUAUGGUUUGCAUCCCAUGAAGAUGAUCAUUCCUUGGGCUUAGUGAAGUCAUGUUUGUCACCUCACUAAGAAUUGGGUGCUCUUCCUAUCUUUCCCACACAGGAAAUGAGAGGCGAAAAAAGGAAGAAAAUAUAAAAGAAAUAAAGAAUGGUAUAUAGAUCGGUAUUCGCCAUCUUGAAACAUUUUGCAGAAGAGAGAGCUUUUUGUGUGUUAAAGUAUAUAUCAUUUGAGGCAUAUUCUAUGAUUGUGAUUAGGAAUUACUAGUUUGUUCUUAGAGUUAUCUUUAUGUAGUUUUUCAAACGGUUGGUUCUUGUGAAAAUCUAGCUUGCUACCUUUGUUAUGUAGGGAGAAUUUUACUUCACAA